AUGUCAACCACAAAUGGACAUACGGGUAUAUCCAUCAUGAACAAUGGGCUCCGACGCGGCCAGGGCUAUCCGAACACGCCCAACAAGCUCCCGCAACAUGCUGCCCCGUACCAGCAGCAGGCCUUCAACUCGCAGCAGCCUCCACAGGCCCAGUAUCCUCACCACCUCUUCACGACUCCUAAUCCGUCGCCUGUCCACAACAUCCCCAGCGUGCAAAAUGGCCCCAGGGCCCAGCAGUCCCACCCUCAGCUGCCUGUCCCUAGCUCGCGUCAGCAGCGUGCGACGACACAUCAGAUGCCGUCCAGUAACACUCAGCUGAACUAUCUAGUGAACCAGCAGCCUCUGCCACAGCAGUCCAUCAGCCAGCAACAGCCCGUGGGCCAGCAGAUGUCCAUGAACCAGCAUGUCUCCCCGAACGAGAACCCCAUCAUCUCCCAGCCUCCGCCUCAACACGCUCAUACCGCCCAGCAGCCCGUCUUGACGCCUCAGCCGCCUCAACCUCAGCUGCAACCACCCCCACAGCCCCAGCCCCAGCCUCAGCCGCAGGCACAGCAACCCCCACAACUUCAGGCCGAAGCUUCGGUGCAGAGUCAAGAGGGCCAACACGAUGACACUAUGGAGGUCGAAAGCCAGGGUGAGGACGAUGGAGACGACAGCGCUCUCGACAAGACGGCCGACAACGGGACCCCGUUCGUGCCGCGCACUCCGAUGGGCUCUAUGAUGUCAGCUCCGCCCGAAGGCGGGAGCUUUCCGACCCUUGACGCCGUACACAAGGCAGUCCUGGAGUAUUGCACGUCGGUUGGCUAUGCUAUCGUCAUAGGCAGGUCAAAGAAGACGGUGCCAGGGUUGAAGAAAGUGCUGUUUGUCUGUGACCGGGCGGGCAAGCCCCCGAAGCGCGUCAGCCCUGAGAUGCGAAAACGAAAGACAUCCUCCCGCAAGUGUGACUGCCAAUUCGGUUUCUUCGCUAUUGAGCAGAGGACGCAAUGGACUGUCCGUUACCGUCCGGAUUCCGCUCACCUUCAGCACAAUCAUGGCCCGAGUGAGAGCCCACUCCUGCACCCCGCUGCACGCAAACUCGACAGCAAGAUGGUUGCUGCAGUCAAGACACUAAAGGAAAAUGGCGUGGGCGUCAGUGCAACAUUGGAGAUACUGCAGUCAGAGAACCCACAUGUGCCACUUCUUCCGCGGGAUAUCUACAAUGCCAGAGCAGCCAUAAAUCGCAACCCUCAGAAGAUUACGGCUGCACUGGCUGAGGACCGGCCUGCCAUCUACAGCAAGCCGCACCCAAGCGCUGAGGAACGCAUCAGGGCUGACCUGCGUCGUGAGCUCGCCAAGGCCCGCGAGGAGUUCGACAAGAUCAAAGGGGAAAGCGACAAGAAGAUCAACGAGCUGGAGGAGAAACUCCGCGAGAAAGACAAGAUCAUCAAGAAGUACGAGAUGUUCGUUGAUCUGUGCAAUGAGCGUGUAAUGAUCCAACGGGAGAAGCUCAAGGACAUCGACGACAAUGGUAAUGCCAGCAGGCCUUGA
Diaporthe amygdali is the source of this 1527-nucleotide messenger RNA. Its product is annotated as mutator-like element. Lineage: Eukaryota; Fungi; Ascomycota; Sordariomycetes; Diaporthales; Diaporthaceae. The record is from RefSeq and is a predicted model, not a curated record. The transcript has 2 exons. The coding region runs from base 1 to 1527 and encodes 508 amino acids.